Molecule: messenger RNA, 4644 nt
Organism: Drosophila guanche
Lineage: Eukaryota; Metazoa; Arthropoda; Insecta; Diptera; Drosophilidae
Gene: prd1
Exons: 9
Coding region: 226-4311 (1361 amino acids)
Biological process (GO): lysosome localization; Golgi organization; regulation of protein localization
Cellular component (GO): endosome membrane
Molecular function (GO): kinesin binding
Source: RefSeq, a predicted model, not a curated record
UCACACUGGCUAGAUGUCCCAAAUUGAUUUUUGAAAUUUUUAAAUAAUAAAUAUAAGAGCAAGUGCAGUGGAUCGAAUGAAAUAAAUCACCAUUAUUGAGAACCACGCUUGAAGUAAGCAUGGGAGCGAGCAGCAAAUGUGAAGGAGGAAUCGAAAAUUAGAACUACAGACAGACCUUUCCAACCAUAACUAUUUAAAUCGGGGACGACUCUAAAAACCAUCACAAUGGAUAUAAUGGAGCCACCAAAAGUCAAUAACAACAUGAACAAAGUGUCCCCCGUUGACAAGAUGAGCUCCAGCAUCAACAGCACACUGGAAGACACAACGCCCAGCGAUUCAGGGGUGCAGUUGCUCGAUUCCGAGAACAGUGAUGUGAUGCUGGAGUCCAUGUGCUCCUAUGAGGAGAGCUCGAGACCCAUUAAAGUCACUUCACCACAAUUACCUUCAAUAGACCCUAACUCCAAUGUGGCACCGGCUGAGUCCAUGAUGACUAGUGACUGUUCGACCUUUGACACCACUGAGAAAAUUGUGUACAGGCGAAAGGUUCACAAGACUUCAUCCACAUCAAAAGCCCCGAAAAAGCGCGUAUCCUUUCACGAGGAUAUUCUGAAAAACACUCGCACCGACAAUAUUCACAUAGAACAUGGCUUUAUAACGUACAAAAAUGGCCGCAAGCUGACCUUUGCGAACUCUGCGGGUGUGGCCGGAGCACCCGGCCGGUAUUCCUGGUGCCCGGAACGAGAUCGUUUCGAGGGACCCAAUGAGAUCUCUGCAGCUGGCAGAGACGAUGAUGAUGGCGAAGAUGCUAUGGCUGGUGGUGGCAGAGGUGGCAAGCGACAUUUGGUGUAUAGAAAUGCCUGCUCGGAUGUGCUAGACUAUGUCAACACGGACAUGUUCGAUACGAAUGAGCCUGUUGGCCUGCAGUACGACGCUUCGGGUGUGUUCGAAUAUACCCCGUCUGCACAGAAACAGGCAGAGCCUGUCCUAUAUAAUUGCGUUUGCAGCAGCUCCAACUCCAGCCUGGAUUCGGAUGAACAGGACAAGAACUCCAACUCGAAUCGAAAGCAAUACGAGCAGGCCAAGAGCAGCUCUUGUGAUUGCAUUGGCAUGAGUAAUGUAAACAAUAAUUUAAUUGGUGACAACUGCUACUACUCGGAGCCCAAUAUUGGCGAUGUCGACGGUCCCGCAAUGAAAUCAGUUUGGAACAAGGAGAAAAAGCCAAAGUCCAGCUGCCUUAAGAAAACAAAACGUCAGACGAACAUCAUUCUGGAACAAGAUCUCAAUGGCCGUGUCAAGACCUUUAAUGUGCACGACAUUAAGCAUCAACUACUAGACAACAGCAGCAAAAUGAUCUUUGGAUCAUUGAAAAGUAUUUUCACGAUGCCCCUGCCAGAGCGAGGGGUGCCCGAAGGCUCUGAGGACCUUCAGGCGGUGGUAGAGUGCGUGCCAGAGCUGGAGCACACUCUGGAGACGAAAGCAAAUCGUCCACAGGAGUCCCUAACGCUCAAACCCAAGCCAUUCCUGAGCAAAAGUCUCGAUGGCAAUAAGCAGACACAGUCGGUUAAGAAAUUUGUGCACAACGUAGAUGAGCAGCUUCGGCACAAAAAUGAUGACAGCUCCGUGGAAGCCUCGCCCACGGAGACAAAACCCUCGCACACUUUGCAACGUCAGGAGGAAUUCGAUAAGGAAACAGCCGCCAUAAGCAGCAUUCCCAAUGAAUUCCGAAGCAAAUUUAUUAUCAACUGCGAAAGCACAGUCUUCGAGCACACUGGUGUGUCCUACGAGACUGGGCAACCGCAACCAGAAUUCUCCAACACAGACCAGCACUCCAGAGUAGCCAGUUUACUAGAGCAAAACACACCCAUUGCCGAGCCAGCAGCUAUUCAGUUAAAGAAGUCGUUCAUGGAUGCACCCAUUGCCAAAACGUUUAGCAAUUUCUUUCGCAGCCUUAAGGAAAGCACAAGUGCUGUGGGAACUCCAAUUGAAAAUCCAGAAGAAAAAGCAGCCGUAGAUGAUUGUGCUGCUUUAAAAAUGCCUAAGCCGCAACAACAGCAAGCGGCAUCCAGCUGCAAGCUGUACAGAAAUCACUCUUCAUCUACCUUAUCUGAACCGACAAGUUCCACCAACAACAGCAGCGGCCACCACAUCAAUCAACAAGCUAAUAAUACAGAUAGCCAUUCGCGUCAUCUGUCCUCUCCUCUGAAGAAGUAUGGCCAGCCAAUGCAACCAACUCGAUACUACGACCAGCAGCUGCUCCACAGUCGUAGCCUUCACAGCCCCAACAGCUAUCUGGCUGCUCCCGGGGGUGGCUGUGGGGGUCCUGGCGGAAGCGGACGCGACUCAAAAAGCACCAUCCUAAGCGAGGAAUACGAUGAUUUACUCACAAUAACCACCACAGAUACGACCAAUGAUAAGCGUUCCAUGGACAGCGAUCUGCUCAUCAUUGACUACACCGAUGUGGACUAUGCUCACCUUCUGAAACCUCCAGCACCUGCAGCCAAAACCUCAUUAAUCAAUCGAUUCCUACGAAAUGUCACCCAAAAGAAAAUACUAGAAUCCUCCAUUCGGAAGAACAAUUUCUUCGCGGAUAAACUACGAAACGAACAGAGGCUCUAUGUCAAGGGGGCUCGACCCAAGAACUAUGAGCUAAUAGACGACCUCAAUGCGGAAAUCGCAAUGGAGAUUGAAAUGUGUGGAACGAGCUCCCCUCGCCGAGAGCUGGCUGUAAGCCUUGAUACGGAUACGCCAGAGUGUGUAUCCAGCUUUGAGCUUGGCAUUGGAGAAAUAUCAAUUGAAUUGUUUCAUGGAAAAAGUCUGCUGAAUUUACGAGAUUCCAAGGAUCAGCUUUUAAAGGUGUUCAAGCUCUAUACUGGUUACAGCACCGAGGGCGUUAUGACCCCAGUCUUGGUUUUACUUACUGACAGGACACUAUAUGUUGCAGAUCUGGAUCGGGACAGCCUGUGCGCCAAGUUCGUUUUGGCCUACAAAGACUUAGAUGUAAUUUUGAUGGGUCCCUUCGGCAAUACUGUUCUUCUGAGUAACAGCAUGCGGGACAUGCAGCAAGUUUUACUGUCAGGUGGACCAUAUCCAGCCGGAUCCCUUGUUGCCAAUUUGGAGCUUUGUGCCAGACGCAGCGGCGCCACUCUACCGGCUGUGGGUCAACUGACAUUAGAGCACUUGGCCCCGCUGCAGGCUUUUGUUCGAGCCAACAGUUGUGUGGGUCGGGAUGAACGCUGGCUAUUCUAUGCCGUUGUCAAUGUUCCAGCUGUCGAUUCAUUCAGAGCAGACUCACCUGGUGAGCCACUGGGACCAUCCAUUAGAGGGUUCCUCAUGCAUCGACGGCUUAAGGAAACAGCAACCACGACAGCUGCGAGCAGGGUGCACUGGCAAGCGGGAUACUUUUUAUUGAAAGCCGGCGUCUUGUAUAUGUUUAAUGACUCCACCCAGAAUCUUCCCAGUUGGGCCAUGGCUCUUGCCGAAUGUCAAGGUGCCCGACGGACACUAAAGUCCGAGCGGCCUCAUUGCUUUGAGAUUAUGUUAAAAGGUGAACUCCUGCAAAUGGCCGCACCAGAUGAGUACGUCGCGUCCGAAUGGCUGCAAGCCCUUCUACAGUCGGCUACUGGACAUUUGAAACCGCAAGAGAAACACAAAACAUUGGGCUGCACUAUGAUCGUUACGGAAAAUCACUUGAUAACCUUGCGGGAAGAUUUUUCGUCACCAUUGAGGCCACUCAACCAUCAUGUGGAUACUAACGUAGUUCCACAAACCAAACAACUCUUAUGUGAAGAAGAGCUAUUGAGUGUAUUUGAAACGGGUAGCCUAAUGGGCUCUACAAUGAGUACGCCGACUCGGGGCACUCAAAGAUCUUUCUCUUCUUUAAGCUCCACGCCUACGAAAAAUGGAAACGAUCCGGAAACACCUAAGGAAAAUUCGUCCCCUCCUGGAAAAUCACAGCGAAUGAGUAGUGUCUAUGGAAAGAACUCUGGUCUGGCAAUACUUACUUGUGGGGAAAUUAAAGCCAUGACUGGUAUUAAGAUAACAUCUCGUACCGAGACCUGGUGGUGCAUACUGGAGUUCUCGUGUCAAGAGGCGCCCUUGGAAAGUCUCGAUGAUUUGGUUAUCUUUUUUGCCAGCAGCAUGGAAAUGCAAUGCUUUUUGCGAUUACUGGAACAGUUGUGGCAGGCCAAGAAUAACGAUCUAUUUCCAAUAACAAUACUGGACGACGGUGACGAUUUAGCCGAGCAGUGUACCCUUCUUUAUAUAGAGACCAAUCGAGCAUGGGAGCCUCUGCUAUCGGCUGCAAUGGGUUAAGGCGCUUAGUGCUCAAGCUUAUAUAUCCUCCAUUUACAAACCCAUACACAAUUUAUUUCCAUGAAUAAUUAUGUCUAAAGUGUUAAAAAUACUAUCCAGAAUACUCAAACUAACUAAAAAACAAUAGUAUUUAUAUGCGAACGUAGUCGAUAUUAUAUAUUACAUUUGUAUUUUCAAUUUUGUAUUGCCUGCUGCCUUCACUUAACUCAUUUCAUUGAUUUGCGCUGUUGUUAUACCUACAUUGUAUGUAUAUUUUUGUGAUAUUAAACGUAAACCUUUCUAAUCAUUUUCUUAGGUUGUAUUUCAGUUAUAUUUAUUUUUAAAAUUAAAUAC